Molecule: messenger RNA, 1866 nt
Organism: Zingiber officinale
Lineage: Eukaryota; Viridiplantae; Streptophyta; Magnoliopsida; Zingiberales; Zingiberaceae
Product: probable polygalacturonase
Exons: 7
Coding region: 398-1729 (443 amino acids)
Biological process (GO): carbohydrate metabolic process
Molecular function (GO): polygalacturonase activity
Source: RefSeq, a predicted model, not a curated record
GAAACCAAGCUGCUGAGUGCACGUUAAAAAUAUCAGUCGGCGACAGCGUUGGGAAGCCCCAUCCAUCGGUCCUCUCUCGUCGCCGCUUGUCUCGGUGUCUCCUCCCGUCUCUGAUCAAUCCGCGGAGGAUUAAAUGGAGCAACUCUGCCGCCAGGAUUAAAGAAAUCUGGUUCGGUGAAGCAAGUGCCAGAUCUGCUUUUGCUGCGCUCCUUCUGGUGGAGAAGUCGCUGAAAGCUUCGGACAAGCGGACAACGCGCUCUCCGACAAGGCCUUUCUUUCCGGAGGUGGCGGAGGUAAAAAGUAGGUCUUCGUAGGUUUUGCUGGAUCUGUGUCACCGGAGACUGGUUCGAUCAAGGAUCUUGCAUUUUUUGUUUCCCUUUUGUUUUCGGCUUAGAAAAUGGUGCGCCUGCUGUUGGCUAUCGUGCUAGCGCUGUUUCAAGGUGGCGCCAUUGCGGCGGCGGAAGGGGAAGAAACGUGCUCGGGGAUCGUGCCGAUGAAGAAGCGGGAUGAGGUGCUGUUGAUUACGGACUUCGGAGGGGUUGGAGACGGGCGCACCCUUAACACAGAGGCCUUCAUGAGCGCAGUUGACUGGAUUGAGCAAAGAAAUGCACCGGGGGGAACCCUUCUCUACAUCCCUGCCGGUGUUUGGCUAACCGGAGCUUUCAACCUCACCAGCCGCAUGACGCUCUUCCUUGCUAAGGGCGCCGUCAUCAAGGCCACACAGGAUACAUCAAGUUGGCCACUGAUUGAUCCUUUGCCAUCGUAUGGAAGAGGGCGGGAGCUACCAGGUGGGAGAUACAUGAGUUUCAUUCAUGGCAAUCGACUUCAGGAUGUGAUAAUAACAGGUGAGAACGGGACAAUUGAUGGCCAAGGUGAUUUGUGGUGGAAUAUGUGGAGACAGAGGACCUUGCGUUUUACUCGACCAAACCUCGUGGAGCUCAUGCAUUCUACAGAUAUUAUCAUAUCUAAUGUGGUUUUCUUGAACUCACCCUUUUGGAACAUUCACCCUGUUUACUGCAGCAAUGUUGUUGUGCGAAAUGUGACUAUUUUAGCACCCCAUGAUUCUCCUAAUACCGAUGGAGUUGAUCCGGACUCGAGCUUAAAUGUCUGUAUCGAGGACUGCUACAUUUCAACAGGGGAUGAUUUGGUUGCCAUAAAGAGCGGUUGGGAUGAGUAUGGCAUGGCUUAUGCUCGCCAGAGCUCUGGAAUAACCGUUCGUCGAAUAACAGGAUCUGGCCCAUUUGCUGGCUUUGCUAUCGGUAGUGAAACUUCCGGUGGAAUAACAAAUGUUCUGGCCGAGAACUUGAACAUAUUCAACUCUGGCAUUGGGAUCCAUAUCAAGACUAAUUCUGGGAGGGGAGGCUUCAUAAGGAACAUAACCAUCUCCGAUGUGAAUCUGAGCAAUGUUCGAAAGGGAUUGAGGAUUGCUGGAAAUGUUGGAGGCCACCCGGAUGACCACUACAAUCCUAAUGCUCUUCCGGUUGUCGAAGGAUUAAUGAUAAAAAAUGUGUGGGGUGUGGGAAUCCAGCAGCCGGGUUCGAUUCAGGGUAUCAAGAACUCGCCGUUCAUGCAGAUCUGCCUCUUGAAUGUGAAGCUAGAUGUUGCCGCGACGAGGGUAGUUCCAUGGGUGUGUGCUGAUGUGAGCGGUGGCGCCCUCGAAGUGCAGCCGGCAGCUUGCUCUGAGCUGACCAGCACAAAUAGCAUGAACUUCUGUACUACUGCUCUUUGACAUUUAUUUGUUUCUUCAUGCUCCUGAGCUUUUGGUAUGUCAAUGUUGCUGUGCAAUUAGAAGGAUGAAAUUGUGCUGAAAGAUGAAGCUGAUAGUUGUGAAACCAAAUGAAAUGAAAUUUGAGUAUUCCAAGCUGA